Molecule: messenger RNA, 1512 nt
Organism: Mycena citricolor
Lineage: Eukaryota; Fungi; Basidiomycota; Agaricomycetes; Agaricales; Mycenaceae
Source: the annotation of a GenBank genome assembly
UCGACCUUAGUAAUACAGAAGUCAUAGCAGAGUAGUAAGCAGAGAUGGUGCAGAUACAGUGCAGAUUGGGACUCGUUAUCUGGUUGGAUCGGGUACCCAAAGUCGACUUCCCCAACCGCAGCACUCUCGUCACCCGUGGCGCAGUUCCGGCCCGGAUCUCACGACAUUGAGGGGUCUUCCCCAUGGCACACUUGCCAACCUCGGCAGCGACCGCCGAUGGCCAAGACAAACGGAGGCGGAGGGAUGGAUAUUCCUGUCCCUCUCCUUUUUUACAAACCGCUUUCCCUGUAUCCUUACUCCUUAUCUCUCUCUCCCUCUCUUCACUCCUCGCCCGUAACAAACACAAAUGUCUGCUCCGUUAGGAAACCAGUUCUACCUGUGCGGGUUCCCCAUCGCCCAUUCGCAUGCGCCCAACCUCCACAACCACGUCUUCAAGGCGUUGGGGACGGACAAGCAGUUCGGGCUGUGGUCGACGAGCAAGGUCACGGAGGAGAUGCUGCAGCUCGUGCGGAGCGGUGAGCUCGGCGGUGCCGCGGUGACGAUGCCGAUCAAGACCGCGAUCAUCCCCUUCCUCGACGAGCUGUCGCCGGAGAGCCAGGUGACGAACGCGUGCAACACGAUCGUGAAGGUGAAGACCGCGGACGGUGGCGUCAAGCUUGUUGGCCAGAACACCGACAGCUCUGACUUCACUCCCCCCCCUCCCUCCCUCCCUGCAGUCCUAGGCGUGCGCAAUGCGCUCCUGACCGCCCUGCGGGAGCAGUUCCCCGCCAAGCCGAUCCCCUCCGAUGCAUCGGCCGCGUACCAGAAAUCGCAGGGCGCGUUCGCCGGCCUGGUGAUCGGGGGCGGUGCGACGACGCGCUCGGCGGCGCACGCGCUGACGCUGCUGGGCCUGUCGCCGAUCUACCUCAUCAACCGGGACGUCGAGGAAGUGAAGGCGGUCGUGGACGCGAUGCCGCACCUGGCCUUCGUCCACCUGCAGACACCGGCCCACGUCGAGGAGCAUCUCGUCGGGGAGGGGAAGCCCAAGAUCCUCAUGAUCGUGGGGUGUAUCCCGAGCUUCGCGCCACAGACGUAUGCCGAGCGCAUGGUCUAUACGACUGCCUCGGCGGUGCUGACCGUCCCGUACGUGGUGCCGACGGCCGAGUCUCCUGUGCUGCCGUACCCGACGCAGCGAUUGUUCCUGGAGAUGCCGUACAAGCCACUGCACACGACGAUGUUUAAAGUUGCUCAGGCACAUGGGUGGUGCGUUAUCGACGGCAUCCAAGCGAUGAUCGAGCAGGGCCUCGCGCAACAGCGAAUGUGGUUCCGCGGUGUUGCUACGGUCGAGGUCGGGUCAGAUCCGAACGUCCUUGGGGCUGAACUAGAGGGACUGGCACGAGCCGCUGUGCGGGAGAAAAUCUUGGCCCCGAUGAACAUGACUGCGAUCCACGCUGAGGUCGAUCACGCACAGGGCAAGGAGAGUGCUGUCCCGCCGAAGAAAGCAUAGAGAACGAAAUGUAUACAUACAAUUGU